UCGCAGGUUAAGGACGCGUGGAGCCUACGUUUGGCGUCUUUGUAGAAAUGUUUUUACACUAUAACUUAUUAACUCGGUUUAUUCGCUCCAGCGAUAUGAACUUUAGUGUCCUUCAUAAUUCACAAAUCCACCAUGACUAGUAGAAAUAGUAGGCUGAAUCCGCGUAUUUCGGGUAGAGUAAAGCCUGCCUUGGUCCGUGAACAGGAAGUUAGUGCGCGGAGCACGGACUCCCGGGAGAAUCAUGACCGCCGAACGCUGCAGCUGAGCCGGCAGGGUCGCCUGGAAGCGCCGCGGAGACCGAGUGGAUCACUAAGCCGGCUCUCACAUCCUGAAAGCAGACCAGAGAAUAUGGGACAACAACGCAUGGGAACGGCGACUACAGAUGACCCACCAAAGAUAGUGGACCAGCCCAUUAACAGCUACCCUCCAGAUUCCACAGGAGGAAGCAAGAGUUUGCCAGUUUCUCGUACCCAGGCUGGAAAAAGAGCUGAUAUUGUUUCCCUGAGGAAGCAUCUGGGCCACGCCAGGCGUUUGGCAUUCGCAAUUAAGCGGGGCCAAAGCUACUUCCACCUCCUGCAGAAAGAGGAACGGGAGGAGCAGGAGGUGGAGGAGAGUCAGCAGAUGAGGAGGGAGGAGCAGCUGAGAAGAGAGCCACGACCUCCCAGGUUCUCCUCUGACUCAGACAGCGAAUCAGAGGGGUGGCCUGUGCCUGCAGGAACCAGCUGGUCAAAUGCGAACGAAGCAAGGCUACGCAGGAGGAAGAGCCAGUCAGCACGACCUUUCACCCCUGUCCAUCACUCUCUGACCUCUCCUCUGCUUAGUGAAGCACCGAGGAAGGUCAUCUACCGCCAGCUCUGCUGUCUGAAUUGGCUGCUGGAGGCCUUGACUCUGGAUCGCUCCGGCAGAGUCGCCCCCCUCGCGGCCUGCUGGGACCCCAAAGACCCUGGCCGAGGCAGGACCACGAUAAAGACACUGAAAAAGGAGAGAGCCAUUGAGAACAAAUGGGAGCAAUUCGUUUCAGCCAAGCCUCAGAGAGCUCAUCGGAGGCGCCCUUGCAGCUCCUCUGCUCGCCUGCACACCCACAGGAAGUCUUCCUUCGCGAGUGUGGUGUCCCUCUCGGCCCUCACCUCCACCACUGUGGGCAGUAGUGUGUCCUCUCUGGUCCAAGGCGCUGAGGAGGACACUGAGUGUCCAGCAGCAGCAGAGGAGACAGAGCAGCCCCCCUCAGAGUGUCUUCGCACACUCUCAGAUGUCCAUCAGAAAGUCAAGAAAAAGAGCCAAAGCAGCAGACACACAGAAAGCUGUCCUGCCAAGCCCCCAUUAGCCAUCAGCCAUCUAAUCAACAACGAGGCCACCAUGCUGCGGGACGUAAAAGCUGUCUUUGACGAACGGGUUGAGGAGCUGGCUCAAACCUACAUCGACACCCUGGAGCUCAAAGCCAGAAAGAGGUUAAACAGCAGUCUCCAGAUGUAUCAAGGCCUGUCUCACAUGACUGAACCCCAUGGCUUUCCUCAUCAUGUGACCUGCAUUUCUCAAGAGACAGAAGCUCCACACAACAAUAAAAAUAACCACAACAACAAUAUGUGGCUGUGCACUCUGCUGAGCAGCCUGCCUGAGGAGGUGUGCAGGGAGCGAGCAGUGAGCCGGGUGCUGGAGAAGCUGAGUGGUUUCGCAGAGCAGCAGACGCUCAGGGUUCGACCUCAGCUCUUCCUGAAGGUGCUGGGGGGUCUGGAGCCGUGGGAGCUAUGUCUGCCUGAGAUGUGUGUGGCCAUCCAGAUUGCCACAAAGCAUGUGGUCCAGAUGUCCAGGGAGCAGUAUGAUACCUGGCUGUGUUCAAGGGUCACUCUGCCCCCACAGUACCCUGAUGCCCCUAAAACACCAGGUGAACCACACUCAUCAAGACCUGGAGGAAGGCUACAGGCACAGACAACUAGAUUAGGAGAAGACAGGCACACCAGGGUUGUAAAUUAAAUAUAAGCUCAAGGUGUAAAUUAUCCUUAGAAGUGAUGGAAUAAAACACGAAGAGUAAAAGGAUAAGUAAGAGUAGUUAUAAUGCAUUUCAGCCCAGUCAAUGUUCACUUGACUGGAAAAGCAGCAGCAGAGAAAAUGCUAACUCCACAAUAAGUAACAAAUAACAUUUGAUUUAUCAAGAGAAUCUACUUUCAGUGGUUACAAAGAGCAACAAAAUGCCAGCAAGCUGUUUUUCUAACACAGUUCCCCGUAAGUGUACAGUGAUAACACAAGAUUACAGGUCAUAAUUUGAUAGAAUCUUUAGUUCUGUAGUGCAAGGUGCCAAAUUUUUGUGUGUGUUUAUUUAUUUUUUGCUAGUAUUCCAGGACAUUUAUUGCAUUUUGUGGUGAUAUCUCCCUAUUCAUGCUAAUGGUCAAAUAAUGUUUCUAUUUAUUCUAAACUAACUGUGAAAAUUAAUUGCAAAUCCCAUCCCUUCCUGUUUGCAAGAACAUUUUUCCUGGAAAUACCUACUUGACUCAAUGUUUGGACUAGCAAAUGUACUGCAACAACAGAAGUGGCUACACAAUCACACUCAGUAUUACCUGUCUGUAGAGAGCAGUAAAACAGACAUUUACAUGACAAUAAACCAGGCUACUGUUUUAAUACUUCUGUUUUCACAAGUAAUAAUAAUAGUAGAUAAACAAUCAUAUACUGACACUCCACUGGGCUAUGGAACCCAGCCAAACAUUCAUAGUGACCUUUAACCCCGCCUCGCCUCCCAAUAGGGUGGUGAGUAAAAGAGGCUGACCCUCAACUCUGACUGCCUGUUGGACACGAUAAAAUGAACUCACGUGUCAUUACUUCGAUCAGCACUUUGGAGAAACUGAAAGUGAAUAUUACUUUCUGGGUCUUAUGACUGUGAAUGUUUAAGCCUGAUAUCCCUUUUAUGAAAAUAAUGUUCCAUGUGAUAUAUAUGCACAAUUAAAAGAAGUAAGCUAUAA
Molecule: messenger RNA, 2951 nt
Organism: Dicentrarchus labrax (European seabass)
Lineage: Eukaryota; Metazoa; Chordata; Actinopteri; Moronidae
Product: coiled-coil domain-containing protein 60-like
Exons: 13
Coding region: 133-1971 (612 amino acids)
Source: RefSeq, a predicted model, not a curated record